Messenger RNA from Eimeria mitis, 900 nucleotides. RefSeq lists its product as uncharacterized. The record is from RefSeq and is a predicted model, not a curated record. The transcript has 2 exons. Lineage: Eukaryota; Apicomplexa; Conoidasida; Eucoccidiorida; Eimeriidae. The coding region runs from base 1 to 900 and encodes 299 amino acids.
AUGGAGGCUAAGCAUCUAAGACUUGAGACAGUGGUUGAGGAGACCCCUCUCCAGCCUCCGCCUCCGCCUCUCGAUCCUGGUCUCGAUUCGCUUAUAGAUUCCGUGUUGUUUGGAAUCGAUGAUCCCUUCUCCGAAGACGUUUGGCUCGAUGAUGAGCAGAAGCUACACUCCACCGCGGAUUCUUCUUUCUUAUCGAUUCCCUCGAGAUCGGGAAGCGAGUCUGCAUCACCUGUUGUAGAGUAUACGCAGGAACAUUCGCCCACCCGGCUCGAUCCUAGUCUCGAUCCACUUAUCGAUUCGGCUUUCUCCGGAGCCGACGAUCCCUCGUCCGAAGACAGUUCGCUCACCGAUGAACUAAUGCUACAAUCCCCAGCGGAUGCGUCUACUGAGUCGGAGCCCUCCGCAUUGGGAAGCGGCCCUGAGUCACCUCUUGUCGACUCCACGAAGCGAGGUCUCGAUUCACCUAUUGAUUCCGCCUUUUCCGGAGCCGAGGAUCCCUCAUCCGGAGACUUUUGGCUCGCCGACGAAACGCAGAAACACCCCACCGCGGAUUCCUCUAUUGGCUCGAAGUCCUCGAUAUUGGGAAGCGGCUCCGAGUCACCUGUUGGGGAGUCCACGGAGGAGCCUCCGCCUCCCCCUCUUGAUCCUGGUCUCGAUUCGCUUAUUGAUUCUGUGUUGUCUGGAGCGGCGGAUCCCCUUUCCGAAGACAUUUGGCUCGACGAAGAAACGCUGCUACAGCCCACCGCGGAUUCUUCCUUUGGAACGAGCCCCUCGAGAUCAGGGAGCGAAUCUGAGUCACCUGUUGUGGAGUCCACGCAGCAGCCGAUGCCUCGGCACCUCGAUCCUGCUCUCGAUUCACUUAUUGAUUCCGUGUUGUCUAGAGCCGAGAAGCGAGUCUGA